AUUUGUUAAUGUAAAUAUUGCAAAUGUUGAUAAUCGGAAUACAGAACAAUCGUUUGUUGUUUCUGAUAAAAAUAUAGGUUACUGUUUACAUCUGAAGUAUCUAAGCUUUCUCCGGCUUCGUAUAACUCCGAUGUAGUAGACGAGUGUUUGCUUUACUCGUAGUGUAUACGUGUCCUGUAAAUUGUCCAUACACGGGUCAUCGCCUUCAGAUUUAAUUAAAAACCAUCCAUAAGAUCCAGCCAGACAACAGCAACAGCAAGAGCAAGAUUGAAAGAUGGACGAGAGCGGCACGAUUCCCGUAUCCUCGCUCCCGAAGGAUGAAAGAUGCGAUCGUUUAAGGACGACCUUUGCCGCCCACUACGGACGCGAACCUGACUUUUACGUCCGAGUACCUGGCAGGGUAAAUCUCAUAGGAGAGCACAUCGAUUAUUGCGGAUACGGGGUAUGCCCCAUGGCUCUGAAUCAGGAUAUUAAAUUGGCCGUGGCAGAGGAUAACGAACCCACUUUAAACUUAACGAAUUUAGAGGAGGGAUUCGCAAAUUACCGUCAUCCCAUUUCUGAUAUCAAGAUUGAAGUAUCUGAAGGAGCGCCGGAAUGGUAUCAAUACUUCCUUUGUGGCGUGCGCGGUAUUCUGGAUAUCCUCCCGAAGGAUACAGAAUUGAAAGGAUUUCAGGUGAUGGUCAGUGGGACCGUUCCCAGAAGCGCUGGGCUAUCCAGCAGCAGUGCUUUAGUGAGCGCUGCCGCUCUGGCAACGGCUCGAGCACAUAAAUUCGAUUUGACGAAGGAGAAAAUUGCUAGUGUCUGUGCCGAGUGCGAACGGUAUAUUGGUACUCAAGGUGGAGGGAUGGAUCAGGCCAUUGCUUUCCUGGCAACCAAGG
This is a messenger RNA of Nicrophorus vespilloides, 878 nucleotides long. Its product is annotated as N-acetylgalactosamine kinase. Gene Ontology annotation, molecular function: galactokinase activity; ATP binding. Gene Ontology annotation, cellular component: cytoplasm; cytosol. NCBI's taxonomy places the organism in Eukaryota, Metazoa, Arthropoda, Insecta, Coleoptera, Silphidae. The record is from RefSeq and is a predicted model, not a curated record. Gene Ontology annotation, biological process: galactose metabolic process; carbohydrate phosphorylation.